GCAUGACAAAGCCAGUUUCAUGCACGCUGGUCGCACCGUCCUGUACUUUUUAAUUCAGACUCUCGUAAUUGCCAAGUAAAGUAGUAAAAAACACCUUUAUUUCUCACCGCUUUGCAUAAUACCUGUGAAAAAUGUCCAGAUUUGGAGACAGAGGUAGAUCUUUUGAUAGGUCAAGUAGCCGAAAUGGAGGUGGUGGUAGAGGGGGCGGAUUCGGAGGACCUCCUAGAUUUGGAAGCAGGGGCUCUAUGGGUGGAGGUGGCGGUCUCAAAGAAAAGUUUGGACAACCAGGAGAAAGGCUAAAGAAACCAAGAUGGGAUUUAGACAAACUGGCGCCUUUCAAGAAGAACUUCUACAGAGAACAUCCAGAUGUAACAGCAAGACCACUUACUGAAAUUCAAAGUUACUGCACAGAUAAACAAAUCACAGUCAGAGGGAAGGAACCCAUGAGGCCGGUGUUUGAAUUCCAUGAAGCAAGCUUCCCAGAUUACGUAAUGGGUGAGCUGAGCAAGAGUGGAUUCUCACAUCCAACUCCAAUCCAGGCACAGGGUUGGCCUGUAGCACUCAGUGGACGGGACCUGGUUGGCAUUGCUGCAACUGGGUCCGGAAAGACCCUUUCAUAUCUCUUGCCGUCAAUAGUUCAUAUAAAUCAUCAACCAUUCCUGGAAAGAGGCGUAGACGGCCCUAUCGCUCUUGUUCUAGCACCAACUCGAGAGCUUGCCCAGCAAGUUCAGCAGGUGGCGUUUGCGUUCGGACGUUCAUCAAAGAUCAAGAGCACAUGUGUGUAUGGUGGAGCUCCCAAGGGGCAACAGAUCAGGGAUCUGGAACGAGGUGUUGAGAUCUGCAUCGCCACUCCUGGUAGGCUGAUUGACUUCUUGGAGAACAACAAGACCAACUUGAGGCGGUGUACUUACGUCGUGCUGGAUGAGGCUGAUCGCAUGCUGGACAUGGGAUUCGAGCCCCAGAUCAGGAAAAUCAUGGAACAGAUUAGACCUGACAGGCAGGUGCAGAUGUGGAGUGCAACGUGGCCGAAGGACGUGAGGAACCUGGCUGAAGACUUCAUCAGGGACUACAUCAUGGUGAACAUUGGUUCCCUCACCCUGUCUGCCAACCACAACAUCCUGCAGAUCAUCGAUGUGUGUGAAGACUCGGAGAAAGACAAGAAGCUUAUCCAACUACUAGAAGAGAUCAUGCAAGAGAAAGACAACAAAACCCUCGUCUUUUGUGAAACCAAACGCAGAACCGACGACCUGGUACGCAGAAUGAGACGAGAUGGGUGGCCAGCAAUGUGCCUUCAUGGUGACAAGUCUCAACCAGAGCGAGACUGGGUGCUUUCAGAGUUCCGAGAUGGCAGAGCACCAAUCCUUGUAGCGACAGAUGUAGCAUCUCGUGGUCUAGAUGUGACCGACAUCAAGUUUGUCAUUAACUAUGACUACCCCAAUUCGUCCGAGGACUAUGUGCAUCGCAUUGGGCGUACUGCCCGAAGCACCCGCACAGGCACAGCCUACACCUUCUUCACCCGCAACAACAUGAAGCAAGCAGCCGACCUCAUCAAUGUGCUUCAAGAGGCUAAGCAGGUCAUCAACCCAAAGCUGAUCUCCCUUGCUGAAGAAGCCAACCGCUUUGGUGGCAAAAAUCGAAGUCGCUAUGGUCGUGGAGGCGGCGGCGGCAGUCGAUUCAGUAAGGGAGGCUUCUCAGGUGGAAACUCCAAUGGGUUUGGUGGCGGCGGCAUGGGUGGCAGCCGAUUUGGAGGUGGUGGAGGAGGAAGUAGGUUUGGCAGUGGUGAUCGAGGAGGAUCAGACAGUAGAAGUAGCUUCAGCAACGGUGGCAGUUCGAACAGCUAUGGAGGAGCCAGCUCUAGAGGAGGCAGUGCACGUGGAGGCAGUCACGGAGGAGGAUUUGGUGGAGGUAGAAAUUUUUCUAGUGAAGAUGGGCCGGGAAGUAGAGAUAGCAUAGAUCAGGGUCCAAAGCAGAGUAGCUUUGGUGGGUCCCCUCCCAUGAACAAAGGUCCAGGCACGGGUAGUAGUGGGCCUGGAGGACCACCAAGGGAUCAGCAGAGUGGUUCCCAGGGUGGUUUCAGGGGACCUCAGUCUGGAUCUCAGGCUGGGGCACGUAGUGGUGGUUCUCAAGGGGGACAAGGUCUGCUUGGGCCAGGUGGUCCAGGGAGGCAACUUGGUGGUCAGAGUGGACCAAGUCCUCAUGGUCCAUCCCAUGGGGGUCCGGGUGGACCACAAAUGCAUGCUGGACCUCAUGGAGGUAUGGGAAGACAGGGUGGGUUUGGAGCUAUGCCUCCAUCAGGAAGGCCAAUGCCUUUGAUGGGUCCAGAUUCCAUGCAACAACAACCACCUGUUCCUCAAUCUAACAAAAGUGAUCAGCCUCCCAUUCCCCCUCCAAAUAGCCAGCGUAAGCCUCUUAUGCAACAACCGCAGCAGCCACCCAUUCCACCCCCUAACAGUCAGCGCAUGCAGCAGCAGCAGCAGCCCCCUAUCCCCUCUCUCAACCAGGCCAAGCAACAGCAGCCCCCUAUCCCCCCUCCCAACAGCCAGCGCAACAAGCCUCCCGCGCAAAGUCUAGUCCAAGCCGCACCCCUAGCAGGUGCCCCCAAAGCCGCGAUGGCCCAACCAGCAGGCGCUAUGCAGCAGAUGGACCCUGCGCAGGUAGCCCAGAUGGCACAAAUGGCUCAAACUGACCCUGCUGCUUAUGCUCAGUAUGUGCAGUACUACCAGCAGUACAUGCAGUAUUACCAGCAGUAUCAGGGUGGAGCCGCUCCACAACCUGGUCAAUAAAGAACAUUUAGAAAAUAGGAAACCAUAGUCCUGGUGAAAUUAGAAUUGUUCUUUCUCUCAUUGCAUUGAGUCAUGAUUGAAGGUUCACUGAUACAUGAAAGCUUUUUAACAAUCAUCUAAUGGAAUUUGCCAAUCAAAUCAUUCUUUUAUGAAUCAAAAGUGGUAUCAUGAGAAUGGCAUGUGGUUGGUUUCAUCUGUAUAUGAUUUGGAUAAAUUCCAAAUGUUUUGUGAAUACCAAUGAGUCUAGAAAAGUUUUAACGUAAUGCUCUUGCAUACAUGUACAUAUGCCUUUAGAUAUGCAGAGCAUCUUGUAAAUGUUUUUACCUUCAGAGAUAUAUAUUUUCUUCAGUACCCUACCCUUGUGUUCUUAAGAUUUAGAGUGGGGACAAAUACGAUAUGUAAAUGCGACAAAGCAUUUCUCUCCGUUUGACAAUCAACAAAUGUCGAGAGAGAAAAUUUUCAUUCUUCCCAUGAAAAACACAAGACAUUAAGUUGAUGUUGUCAUAACGGAAACACAAUUACCACUGUUUUUUUUUGUAAAGAAAAGUGUAGGCAAGCUAGUCGUUUUCACCCCAAUUUAUUACUGGGGUAUUAAAAAAAAAACAGUGAGCUGCAUGUAUAUUAAUAGGGGCAUGCAAUGAUACACAAUUCUAAUACCCGUGAAGGAGGGCCACUUAGCGCUCCCACAAAGAGCAUGCGCCUCUCUUCAGGUCCUUGUUCCUUACAUCUUGUCGUAACCUUCCUUGACUUGACUUGCGAAGACAAGCGUCGAGGAAGUGUUCCUCAAGAACCUAGUGAAACACUUGGAACACCCAUCACAGCACCUGAUUAUAAUGAGAGCGCUUGUCCUUAUCUUUCCUAUGCCCUCAGAUUCAUGGCGAUCCCGAGGUGGUUAUUGAUAAAAGGUGGUGCGAAAGCCAAAGUCAGGCAUGUCCCUUUCCAGAAGAGUCUCUGAAGCAUUAGACUGAACCAGCCCCGCGUGUGUCUCUUUAAUCUCCUGGAAAUCAUCCAAGAAUUUACUCUUCAUUAGGUCGUUGUCUGCUAGGUUUGGUAUAAUAAAUGUCUCGUCGACCACACUGAAUCAUUCCGCAAUUGUUCUAUGUUAUGAUUAUUUCUUGAUGUAAAUGUUGCAAAAUUUUAUGAAUGAACCCAAAACUCGUAGACAAACAAAAAAAAUGCUGUGGGGAAAUGCAGGCUGGUUUGAAAUGGACAUGCCUGACUGCUCGGCUUGCACGACCAAAUUUACUAGGGCAUUCAGACAAGCUUAGACGUCGCAAUCUAGUAUGAGAAGGAAAAAAAGGAUACCUCUUUCACCUUCUCGCUAUUGAACAAAAAAAAAUUGCGCCUUUUAAUCUACCCAAGUGCAGGUCUGUGGCUUAGCCGCGUCAAAAAAGGCGCUGCCACUUUUUAAUUCUCUGUUGACUAGCUUGCAAUAUGUUCCCCCAUGUCGUGUACAGUAGCAUCUUUGUAAGAAGUCAGGCACUAUUUAUUGAAGCAGUUCAGUUUAUCAGGUGUUUGGUCAGCCCCUUUCUGUGUUUAAAACAUUAUUUGGUCGUGAAUUGCAGAAGAAAGGUGAGCAGGAACAAACUUAACAAACUGAACUCCAUAGAAAGGGGCCACCAAAGAAUAGCAAGGUGUGUGAUUAGUCAAUUUUUAAAAUCGGUGUUUUGUAUGUAUCGCUUUUCUGUUCGAUCCAAUUUACCAUGCACUCGGUUCAGCAUAAGUUGUGUUUUACUCACUGUAUGUAUUUUAUUUUGCCCUAUCAUAACCAGAGGCGACGGAAAACCGGUCGUGAAAUGGUGACUGUGUUUUUUGCCGCCAAGGAUCAACCCUUCAUGAUAGGGUCAUAUCUCAACCUCAAAAUACCAGUUAAACGCAUUACCUCAUGAGUAACUUUUAAUGCACAAACGGAGCCACGAGAGCUUCGUCAGCACACUAUCACAGUGCAAUCAAAUGGCCAUUAUGCUGAGCUUCGAUGCAUUAAAUCUUGUUUUUAGUUUUAACCCUUUUUUGAACGAUUUCUUUGAAUUCAUCAUAAACAUCAUUCCCUACGUGAUUCACAAAGGGCACCACAAACCUGUAACAUAUAUUACUCCCUCUAUGGAGUUGUCACCUAAAUUAUUGUAAAUUAUAUAACUCUGUCAUUAUACCUUAUUUAUGAUACUUCACAUCUAACUUUAUGCAUAUUUCAGAAAGUCUUGUUCCCAUUUUAUUUCUUUCCCUUUACAUGUUCAUCUUAAGCUGUAUUUUGGUAUUAAUAUUAAGAGAUUAAAGUGCUUUGCACAUAAUUGCUGUAAAAAAAAAAA
Messenger RNA from Strongylocentrotus purpuratus (purple sea urchin), 5089 nucleotides. RefSeq names its product probable ATP-dependent RNA helicase DDX17. The record is from RefSeq and is a predicted model, not a curated record. Gene Ontology annotation, molecular function: RNA binding; RNA helicase activity; ATP binding. The transcript has 13 exons. Gene Ontology annotation, cellular component: ribonucleoprotein complex; cytoplasm; nucleus. NCBI's taxonomy places the organism in Eukaryota, Metazoa, Echinodermata, Echinoidea, Camarodonta, Strongylocentrotidae. The coding region runs from base 132 to 2783 and encodes 883 amino acids.